Molecule: messenger RNA, 4855 nt
Organism: Lineus longissimus
Lineage: Eukaryota; Metazoa; Nemertea; Pilidiophora; Heteronemertea; Lineidae
Product: multidrug and toxin extrusion protein 1-like
Exons: 15
Coding region: 233-2155 (640 amino acids)
Biological process (GO): xenobiotic detoxification by transmembrane export across the plasma membrane
Cellular component (GO): membrane
Molecular function (GO): antiporter activity; xenobiotic transmembrane transporter activity
Source: RefSeq, a predicted model, not a curated record
CUAGUCCAGCGAAAAGACAAAGUUGUUCGGUCAUCAAUUCAUUUGCUUCUUAAUUUGCAGUAUCAUUAUUUCUACUAUAAGAUGCAUUGGACAGUUUCUGAACGGAUGCGUCGCAAAUGACAUUGGCUGAGAAAUCUAUCCGUGAAUUGUCAGGUAACUCUCUGAAAGAAAGGGCUUUUUGCCUGGCAGCGCAGCGUUAGGACUUAGGUAUAGGAUCAUUUCCCUUAAACGGAUGACAAUGUCUGGUGAGGCGAGGAAGGAGUACGGGACAACCGAUGUACCACCUGAGGCGAUUCUCCCGCCCAGACGCGCAUGGAGAUGGAGACGCGCAUGGAUUACCCCAGAAACCAAGGAGGAUUUGACUGAAAUAUGCAAACUGUCCUUCACAAUUAUCGCCAUAAAUGCAGCAUCCAACCUCGUCAACCCCAUUGCUCUGAUGUUUGUCGGGCCUCUUGGAGUCGUGGAGCUGGAUGGCGUGGGCUUGGCAACAACGCUGUACAACAUCACUGCCGAAGCUGUUACUGCCGGUAUGACUUCAGCCAGCGACACCCUCUUCGCGCAGUCGUAUGGGAGCAACAACAAGAGAAAAGUGGGGAUCUAUCUCCAGCAAGGUCUGAUGAUCAUUAUGUUGUUCUUACUACCAACGUAUGCGAUCCACUUGAAUGCUGAAUCAAUCCUUCUUCUGCUCGGACAGGACCGGCAGGUGGCCAAAGUGACUGGAAGGUACUUGUAUCUCACUAUUCCUGGAAUGUUCUUCUUCUUUCUGUACAGAAUCAUGGCUUCUUACCUCCGAGCAGUGAACUAUCUGGUUAUAUUGCUUAUAGCUGGUGUUGCCGGGACUGCUGUCAAUAUUGGAGGCCACUACCUACUCGUCACUGUAUAUGAAAUGGGAAUAGAGGGAUCAGCGUACGUACAGGAUAUGACGUACUUCGUCAUGUUCCUGGUACAGUUUUUAUUCAUAAUGAUCAAGAAGGUUUACAAGGACACUUGGUAUGGUUGGACGAAGGAAUCGUUUCAAAACUGGGGCUACUUCCUCUAUAUCGGAAUGGGAGGCUUCAUCCUGUGGAUGGUGGAGUGGAUGGGAGUGGAGUGCGGCUCAAUCUUCUCAGGCAUCCUGGGCCAGAAGGAUCUUGCCGCUCAAGCUGUACUCUUCCAGUUGUUUACAGUGUUGUACUCGUUCCCGUUUGGUUUCCUGAUCGGUGGUAACGUUAGAAUUGCCAUGUUGCUUGGCUCUGGCGACGUAGAACGGACCAAGAAGAAUGCCAAGUUAUCUAUCAUGAUUAACUCCGCCUCCACGAUAUCCGUUUGUAUUCUGCUGAUAGCCUUGCGGUGGGAAAUGCCAAAGAUCUUUAGUAGCGACGCGGAAGUGAUUGAAAUGGCUGCCAAUUUGAUGCCCAUCAUGGCACUGCAUUUGUUCAUGGAUGGCUCGAAUGGCGGAUUGUCCGGCAUCUUGAGAGGGUGUGGUCGCCAUAUGACGGGCGUGGCAAUCUCCCUAUCCGAAUAUAUCGUCCUUGCGAUUCCCCUUAGUGUUGCUUUAAUGCUUUAUACACCGCUUAGAGUGGCGGGGUUCUGGGUAGCGACAUCUAUUGCCCUCUUCUUCGGAAAUUCCUUCUUCAUCUGGUACAUUUUCUUCAUCCUCGACUGGAAAAAGGAGGGCGAAAAGGCUCUGAUCAACGCAGGUGUGGCCCCGGACACCGGAAGUGAUCAAUUAGUGGAAGAGGACACGGGAGAACACGUGACUACAGAUUCUAACACAAGCACGAAAAGCUCAUCAACUCUGGACAUCGAAGCUGAUUCGGAAACUCUUGGUCUCCUGAGCUACCGGGACCAAGCAAAGAUGCAAACCGAGCUCCGCUGGCGGCAAUUCCAGCGCAUCCACCAACUCAACCUGAAUCCUCAUCUCUCCUUCGUUGACAUCAUUCCGAAGAAAAAACCACAAAAACCGAUACAUCUUGAUGCCAUGACAUUACUCAUGCGCAGAGGAGGUUUUGUUGGGGUAAUGGUCACCAUUUUGGGUAUUUCAAUUCUGACAAGGAUUUUUCUUGCGCCGCCGGAUUUCACCGCUAUGACUCCACUGUGUUUGCCAGUGAAUACUACACUUCCGCCGGAAGUGAAUAUGACGAUGCCAAUAUGUAACUCUACCUCGAUAAUUUGAAAUGACGGGUAAAUUGGGGGAAUCGACACGUUUCCUGUAACGAGUGACUCUUAUUUGACAGCCGCGUUUUUUGUAACUGAUGUCGGUGAACGCAUUAUCACGGUGUACAAAUUGACCAGUGCUACAUGUAUACCUUCUGGAAGUAGACUCCAUUGAACAUUCGCUUGUUAUGCAGGGUAUUUUAAUGAGAAUCGGGUAUUUUUUGGAUCGGCUGUACCCAUCGGAUUUCGUUUAUCAACAAAAUCCUAUGUUGAAGUUGUAGCCCAAUGAUAGUUGAUCGGAUCUUGAUCAACUGGCGCACGCGAUUACCUGAACAAUCUGCGCCGUCAUGUGACCGAAUAAAGUACGCUUUGUUUUGGUGUCCGCCCCUAAUGAAAGGGCCAGCCAGCAGGUUUUGGCGUCUGAGACACUCUUUACUUCCCAGCUCAUGUCUCUGAUGCCAGGCGCCUGGCGAGAACGCAGUUUGUACCCUCUAUCUAACUAGCUGGAGGUUAACCAAACCGGCGGUCGCAUGGGAACGAGCUACAUGUGCCCUUGGACAACGAACCUUCGACCUUUCGUUCAAGAAGGCCAUCUGGAUCGGUGUAUAUAAGAAUAGUUCAUGCUCCUACAUAAAUGUACUUCACAAUCACGUGUUGCAUGUCACGAUAUAUAAGCGUUGUCAAAAUCGAACAAGUUCAAAGCGAAAACAUCUGUCAACCUAUUCGACCACAAACAUUAAUUUUCUUUCAUUACGGCACCUUCACAGCGUCAAUACGUGCUUCUUGGUGACAACACUAAUUUGAUCACUAGCCGGAGUUCUGAAAUCUAAUCGCAAAUUCGUGCCUUACAUGUAACUAGAAUGUCUCAUGAGCUGAGCGUUCGUGACUAUUAAAACGGAUAUUCCAAUGUUAGCCCAAUUAGUUUUUAUGCUUAGUUGAAGGGGAAUUUGCCAUAGUCUGGAACAAACCAUGAUCGUAUCAUAUUACAGCAGUCUACAAAGCUGUGAAGGGGCAACGCAUGGGCUAGAAUAAUGCGACGAAAUUACCAUAUCGUAUAUAAGUCUACAUGACAUUGUACAUGUUAACUGUAUUUAAUAGUGUUAGGAUGUUUCCCGGGGGACUUUUUAAGAUUUCCCAAUGCAGGAUCAAAUACAGGUGGAUGCAAUACCUUCUACUAUAGUAUUCAUGCGGCAGUCACGAAAAUAUUGGGGUCACUCGUGUCAACUAUCACUACCUCAUGGGGGACUUUUUAAGAUUUCCCAAUGCAGGAUCAAAUACAGGUGGAUGCAAUACCUUCGACUAUAGUAUUCCUGCGACAGUCACGAAAAUAUUGGCGUCACUCUUGUCAACUUAUCACUCCCUCAUACAAGCAAAAGGAUCUUAACCUAAAAAUAUAACGGGCCAAAUCAGGGUCCAGUUGUUCAAAGCAAGUUAAGCCACGAGCUCAGCGUAAAUUUACCUUACUCAGUGCCAUCUCCUUCAAAAGUCUUGUUGAAGUCAGAACUUAGAUGCCAAGUUGUUUUGAACAACCAGAACCAAUUUUGUUAAAGUUACAACGCAAAAUUCACUUGAAGAUUAUCGCCGCGCGAUAAGAUGUUUUCGUACAAAGAAAAAACGUCAAAUGGAUUUGCUGCUACCACUUUUGACGUUUAAGUUCUCAAUAACGGGUCCCAUCAUGAUUUCCUCCCCUCAGGCAUUGUUUCAUAUCAGCCUGUUUUCACGUCACCAAAAUAGAGAGGUUCCGAUUUUGAUCAGAGAACGAGAAUGAGUUGGGAUAUCGGGUUUCCAAUCAGAAAUGCAAUGUUACCGGCGUCUUUCUUUAAUUUCUUCAAGUUGAUUUAAGUAUUGAUUAAAGAUUACUUGACAUUUGAUAUCUGGUAUCUGGCCUAGAAACCAAAACAUCUAUUUUGUUACUAAUAUCGAACAAUAUACCCUACCGUUAUGAGGUAUCAUCAAUGCAUUUUAGACAUUUCCGAGUACGACUCGUCUUCCUCAAAAGCACCAUCCUUUCUUAAACUCUAGUCAUCCUUUAAGAAGGGACGUGCGUUCAUGGACGACAAGAUUUGUAGUACAUGUACGUUAGAGUUGGUGGUAAAGUAGAGCCGCUGUUAACUCUGGUGGAUCGAGCUUUCGACGUCAAAAUGCCGCUGCAUGGUUCAAAUUCCACAGUGUGCGUAAUACUCUGGGAAAGGCUCCUUGUCUAACUCGGUCAACGGGGACCGGCUAGAAAUGGUUGUGGCGCUGCGGAUUGUGAGUAGCUCAUGAGUUCAGGAUAAACCGGGGUCAAAGUGUGAAAGUCAGACCAUAAACCCAACCCAGAGCGAAAAAGCCAUACCAGGAGACGUAAAUACUAAAAGAACUCCCAAAGUAUUUGUAACGAGGUCUGUUUCGCAUCUGUUACGAACAUCGAAGUACGAACGCUUCACGAAUUACGAGAUCGCAACAAAUGCCAAACCUCCCUAGCGUCGUAUAAGCAUAUAAGGGUCCUCUUAGAAUAUGAUCAACACGUUUUGUCACUGACACCCUGGCGUUAACUCAGGUUGACGUUAUCUCCUUCAGUUACAAUCUAAGUCAAUUUGACUUAACGCCAUGUUAAAUACAUUUUGUACAUUUAAUAACGCCAGCGUUGAUUGAACAACCGCAGGCCCAUGUUCCAUUAUCAUCAUCAUCACGACGCUGAUUAAUACUUCGUGCGAUUACGGGUUUUUCUUAUUACAGC